AUGAAUCUAUGUUUAUGUGUUAAAAUCCGAAAGCAUCCUUCAGGUAAAUUAUUUGCAACGUCAAGUAGUGAUAAAAGUAUAAUUAUAUGGACAUAAAUCGAAGAAGAUUCUAAUAAUUACAAACAAUUAAAAAAAAUAACAGAUGCACAUGAUCGAACAAUUCGUUAUUUGGCUUUUUCACCAAAUGGUCAAGUUUUAGCAAGCGCAAGUUUUGAUAGCACAAUAUGUAUAUUUGUAAAAAAUAAUUAGACCUUUGAAUUUGUUUAGAGAGUAGAGGGACAUGAAAAUGAAGUUAAAUGCGUUUCUUGGAGUUAUGAUAGUAAAUAUUUAGCAUCAUGUUCUCGUGAUAAAACAAUUUAAAUAUGGGAUUAUGAUAAUAAUUUUGAGUUUUCGUGUUAUGCUGUAAUAGAAGCACAUAGUUAGGAUGUAAAACAUGUAAAAUGGAUUCCUUAGACAUAUAAUUUAGCCAGUUGUUCAUUUGAUGAUACUGUAAAAAUAUGGGAAUAAGAAGAUGAUGACUGGAAAUUAUAAUCAACUUUUACAAACCAUUAAUCUAUUGUUUGGUGUGUAGAAUUUUCGAAAGAUGGAAUGUUUAUGUCAACUUGUGGAGAUGAUAAAUAUAUUAAGAUCUUCAAAAAAAAUGAAAAUGGAGUUUUUUAAUAACCUUAUGUUGUUGAAUCUUAAAUCGAAAAUGCUCAUUUAAGAAGCAUUUUUUCAAUUUCUUUUAGUGAAGAUGCAAUGUUUUUGGCAUCUGGAGGAGCAGAUAAUUGUUUGAAUGUUUAUUAAAAAAAAGAUGAUUAAGUUUGUUUUGAAGGAUAAAAUUAUGCUUAUUAUAAUUUACUGGAAAGAAAAGUUAAUUGCCAUAUAUCUGAUAUUAAUUGUGUAGCUUUUAGCCCUGUAGAUAAUUUAUUAGUUACAGUAAGUGAUGAUAGAAUGAUAAAAAUAUGGACUGUUGAUAUAAAUUUAUGA
This is a messenger RNA of Ichthyophthirius multifiliis, 969 nucleotides long. RefSeq lists its product as hypothetical. Gene Ontology annotation, cellular component: cytosolic [4Fe-4S] assembly targeting complex. The record is from RefSeq and is a predicted model, not a curated record. The transcript has 5 exons. NCBI's taxonomy places the organism in Eukaryota, Ciliophora, Oligohymenophorea, Hymenostomatida. Gene Ontology annotation, molecular function: protein binding. Gene Ontology annotation, biological process: iron-sulfur cluster assembly.